AUUCGGUGGAGGAGCGAUCAUGGAUGGGUCCGUCCUAUGCACCGAAACUUUUUACAAUGCAACAAAAUAUUUAAAGAGCAUCAUGCUAUUAUGCACAGAAAAUAUAACAGUAUAUUACUCAGUCAUUUGUAUUAGGUUAAACAAGGAUUUGAUAACGUUUUUAAUUUAAGGUCCACCCACAAUUGGUCUGGCCCAUACAGAACUGGAAUCCUGACGCCGUGCCUGGGCGGAAGUAGCGAAGCGAAAACCGAGCGCCUCUCGUUCGUGCUGGCGUAAAAACAUUGCGAUUUAUUAAACAAACCGGAGGACGACACGGCGGAGACAUGUCUUAAUGUCUUUUAUACCUGAGGCCAGCAUUAGGGAGACCACGUCCCGUCCGUUCGUGAUCCACAUGAGGGAUGCGGAGAGCAUGCAGCCCACCUACAGAAGGGGUGCUGGGGUGUGGAACCAAACCAAGAGCCUCCUCUACAAGAACGUUCUGAUCAAAUGGAGGACCAAGCAGCAGAGUCUCCAGGAGCUGAUCCUGCCCCUGCUGCUGCUGGCCCUGCUGAUCCUCAUCAGCAUCCUGAACCCCCACGUCUACUACAGCGGCAUCUCCACCAUGGAGCUGGAGCGAGAGGACCACUACUUCCUCAAGGGGCUGGGCUACACUCCCAUCACCAACGUCACCACCCACAUCAUGGAGGAGGUGGCCCAGGAAAUGCUCAUCCAGGACCGGCUGGAGAUGUUCUCGAGCGAGGAGGAGCUGGAGAACGCCAGCCUCCACGAGCCCUCGGGCUUCGUGGGCGUGGUGUUCCUGGACGCUGCCGCCACCUCCUACCGGCUCCGCUACCCCUACAACCAGCUGCCGCUGCCCAGCGACUACACCGAGUCCAUCGCUAACUGCUUCGCCAGCUCGCUGAACUGCAGGGCGGCCAACUACUGGUACUCGGGCUUCAUCCGCCUGCAGUCCCUCAUCGACUCCACCAUCAUCCAGAUGCAGACCAAGCGCUCGGUGUGGAGCGAGAUGAACCUGCGGGUGGUGAUGAUGGGCCAGCCGGGCUCGGUGGAGGUGCAGAAGUUCUCCCACGCCCUGAUCUCCAUCUACCUGGUGCUGACCUUCACGCCCUUCGUCACCUUCCUCAUCGUCAACGUGGUGGCGGAGAAGGAGCAGCGUCUGAAGGACACCAUGACCAUGAUGGGCCUGUACGACACGGCCUUCUGGCUGUCCUGGGGCCUGCUGUAUGCGGGCCUGGUCCUCGUCAUGUCCGUCCUGAUGGCGCUCAUCGCCACCUACACGGCGCUCUUCCCCAACAGCGACUUCUUCGUCAUCUUCCUGCUCAUCUUCCUCUACGGCAUCUCCUCCAUCUUCUUCUCCUUCCUGCUGACCCCCCUGUUUAAGAAGCCUAAGUUCGCCAGCACGGUGGGCAGCCUUCUGACCGUGGUGUUCGGCUGCCUGUCGCUCUUCACCGUGCUCAUCAACGACUUCCCCCAGCCGCUGGUCUGGCUGCUCUGCCUGCUGUCGCCCAGCGCCUUCUCCCUGGGCAUCGCACAGGUGGUGUAUCUGGAGGCCCAGGGUGACGGAGCAGUGUUCUCCACCCUGACCAACGGGCCCCACCCGCUCUACGUUCCUCUGCUCAUGCUGCUGCUGGACUGCGGCCUCUACCUGCUGCUGGCCGUCUACCUGGACCAGGUGCUGCCCGGGGAGUUCCGCAUGAGGCGCUCGGUCCUCUACUUCCUGAAGCCGUCCUAUUGGUCGCAGCGUAAGAAGCGUUACGUGGAGGUGAGCUCUGUGUACGAGGCGGAGGUGAACGGCGCCCCCGCUGGAGAGGAGGCCAUCGAGCCCGUGUCCCUGGAGUUCAGAGGCAAAGAGGCCAUCCGCAUCCACAACAUCCAGAAGGUCUUCAAGGAGAAGGACAGCGUGGUGAACGCACUCAGAGGCUUGACCUUUGACAUCUACGAGGGCCAGAUCACGGCCCUGCUGGGACACAGCGGCGCCGGUAAGUCGGCCCUGAUGAACAUCCUGUGUGGCAUCAGCCCGCCCAGCGGGGGCGUGGCCAGCCUGUACGGCCAGCCCGUGGCGGACCUGGCCGAGGGGCCGGAGCUGAAGCAGCUGGUGGGCGUGUGUCCGCAGUUCAACAUCAUCUUCGACGUGCUGACGGUGGAGGAGCACCUCAACAUCUUCGCCGCCAUCAAGGGCAUCCUGCCCGCCGACGUGGACGCGGAGGUGAAACGGGUUCUGAAGGAGCUUGACAUGGAGAAGAUCAUGGAUGCCCAGGCCAGGAACCUGAGCCGCGGCCAGAAGAGGAAGCUCUCCGUGGGCAUCGCCAUCCUAGGAGACCCUAAGAUCCUGCUCCUGGACGAGCCGACGGCGGGCAUGGACCCGUGCUCGCGGCACCAGGUGUGGUCUCUGCUGAAGAAGCGCCGUGCGGGCCGGGUCACGGUGCUCAGCACCCACUACAUGGACGAGGCCGACAUCCUGGCCGAUCGCAAAGCGGUGAUUUCUCACGGCCAGCUCAAGUGUGUGGGCUCCUCCCUUUACCUGAAGACCAAGUGGGGCGUGGGAUACCACCUCCGAAUGUCACUCGAUGACGGCUGCAAGACGGAGAGCAUCCAGGAAGUGGUCCAGCAACACGUCCCCACGGCAACGCUGCUACGGCAACGGGACACGGAGCUCACCUUCACGCUGCCCUUCGAGAGCAUAGACGCCUUCACAGGCCUGUUCUCUGAGCUCGACUCCCAGGCACACCUCGGGGUGGUCAACUACGGCGUCUCCAUGACUACGCUGGAGGAUGUUUUCCUCCGCUUGGAGGCCGAGGCAGAAGUGGACCAAGCCGACUACAGCGUGUUCAACCAGGACCAGGAGGAGGACGAGGGGGACUCCUGCUCCCUGGACGACACAGACCAGCGGCUGCUGACCUUCUCCGACGGGCGCUCCAGCCCCGCGGCAGGACGGGUGCUCUGGAGGCAGCAGUUCAGCGCCGUGGCCUGGCUGCACAUGCUCAACAUGGUCCGCGAGAGGAAGGCCUUCAUCUACAUUCUGGGCAUGCUGCAGGUGUUUGUGCUGGCCAUGGUGAUGCUGUCGCUGGUCACCGGACACAUCCAGAUCCACUCCUCGGACCGCGAGUUCCGGCCCCUCUACCUGCUGAAGAGGAGCCAGGCCCCCAGGAAGUACGCCACCAGCCUGCUGGUCCAGAACUCCUCCGACUCGGACAUCUCCGGCUUCAUCCACAACCUGGAGGCCCAGGACAUCAAGGUGGAGCUGAUGAAGCAGAACGACUACAUGGCCGCCGCCCCGCACAGCGCAGCCAUCAACGUCACCGGAUCCAGCAAGGGCUUUGAGUACAGCCUGGCGUUCAACAGCACCACGGUGCACUCCCUGCCCAUGACCGUCAACGUCCUGAGCAACGCGCUCCUCCGAGGCCUCAACGGAACCGGUCGGAUCCGGACCUGGACCAAACCCUUCGACUACCAAAUCCCUGACACCAUGUCCUACGUCAUGGUCUACAUCGAGGCCAUCAUACUGGGCAUGUUGGCCGCUGGGAUGCCGGCCUACUUUGCCAUGGACCACACACGCGAUCGGGAGAUCAAGUGUCGCUCCACCCUGCGUAUCUCGGGCCUGAUGCCGUCGGCCUACUGGUGCGGCCAGGCGGCGGUGGACGUGCCCCUCUUCUACCUCAUCCUCUGCUCCAUGGUCACCAUCUUCUUCGCCUUCCACACGGGGAACCUGCUGAGCUCCGUCAACAUGACCUGCGUGAUGGGGUGCACGGUGGGCUUCGGACCGGCCAUCAUCCUCUUCACCUACGUGGUGUCCUUUGGCUUCACCCGCGUCCAAAGCAACCGCGACUUCCUGUCUGUCAUCUCCAUGAUGGUGUGCAUCGUGACGGCCUCCUUCGUCAAGCUCCUGUUCAUGAACGGCAACCAGCUCCUCACACGGACUCUGCUCCUCCUCCUGUGCCUGUUCAACCCCCUCUACCCCCUCAUGGCCUGCCUCAACAUCAUCACCAAGGCCACCUUCUUGCCGGCGCUCUACAAGGAGAACCUGCUGUGGAAGAACCUGAUGGUCGCCGUGAUCGCGCCCUACCUGCAGUGCGUGGUCCUGCUCUACCUGCUCUACUGGCUGGAGCAGAGACAGGCGGGGGGGGCCCCCAAGACUGACCAGUUCGGAAGGUUCAUCGCGCCCCGGGCGGAGCGGGCCCCCGAGGAGCCUCAGAGUGAGGACGAGGACGUGCGUCUGGAGCGUGGCCGCGUGGCCGAGGCCCUCAGGGGCCCCUGCACUGAGGAGAAGCCCGUGGUGGUGGUCAGCAACCUGACCAAGCAGUACAAAAGGGAGGGGGAGGACCCCCCACUCAGCAGGAGAGGGAAGCUGGCCGCCCAGAACAUCUCCUUCUGCGUCCGCAAAGGAGAGGUUCUUGGGCUGUUGGGCCCCAACGGCGCCGGGAAGAGUACAAUCAUGCACAUGCUGUCAGGGGACAUCCGCCCCACUGCGGGCCAGGUCCUGAUGGACGACAGCAGCUCGGAGUACCGGCCGGCGGGCGCGGCCCAGCAGCAGGUAGGCUACUGCCCCCAGGUCAACCCGCUGUGGCCCCGGGUCACGCUCCGGGAGCACCUCGAGUUCUACGCCGCCGUCAAGGGGCUGCAGGGGUACACCGUCCCCGACGUCAUCAAGCGCGUGGUGAACGCCCUGGAGCUGAAGGACCACCUGGACCAGCAGGCCAAGAGCCUGUCAGCGGGGGUCAAGAGGAAGCUGUGCUUCGCGCUGAGCAUGCUGGGUAACCCCCAGGUGGUGCUGCUGGACGAGCCGUCCGCCGGGAUGGACCCCAAGUCCAAACAGCGCAUGUGGCGGGCCAUCCGCUCGGCCUUCCGGGACCGCCAGCGGGGGGCCGUCAUCACGACCCACUACAUGGAGGAGGCGGAGGCCGUGUGCGACCGCGUGGCCAUCGUGGUGUCGGGACAGCUGAGGUGCAUCGGGUCCAUCCAGCACCUGAAGGCGCGCUACGGCCGGGGCUACAGCCUGGAGGUGACGCUGAAGGAGGGGCCGGCCGGGCUGCGGCCCGCCGCCCUCCUGCACCACGAGAUCCUGCGCAUCUUCCCGCACGCCGUCAGACAGGAGAGCUUCACCACUCUCAUGGUUUAUAAGAUCCCCAUGGAGGACGUCCAGUCGCUGUCCAAUGCAUUCUCCUGCUUGGAGCGUGCGAAACAAUCCUUCAACUUCGAGGGCUACAACUUCUCCCAGUCGACGUUGGAGCAGGUGUUCAUGGAGUUCGCCAAGGAGCAGGAGAAGGAGGAGGACGAGGGGGGCUCCCUCAGCACCACCUUCCAGUGGCAGCGCCUCCACCCGGACGGCGCCGCUCCACCCAACCAGCCGGACAGCAUGGUGCAGCAGCUCUGAGCACCGCCGCCCCCUGCAGGCCAGGACACCACCGCCCCCUACAGGCCAGGGGAGGAAGGACAGGACUAAAGCGUGGCACUGGCGGUGGUGGUGGAGGUGGUAAGGUCCCCCACCUGCCCCCCACAGACACAGGAACCACAGGGACUCUGUGAUUGGCAGGACCCUGGUUUGGAGGUAGAGCAUCCAGGUGUGUGUGCGUGUGUUUGUAUUAUGCUCUUUUGUAUUAUUAUUGUUUGAAAUGGGUCGGUCAAAAAAAAAAAAAAAAGAAGAAUUAUAAGACUAAAUAUGAUGCGUAUGCUUUUCUAAUUGUGUCUGUUGAAGACGGGGAAUCAGUAGUUCCAACUGUUCUCGCUCGGCUCCUCAAAUCGUGGCCCGUUGGGAAGUUUCUGUGUGAAACUGUCUGUGUGUGGUUGUCUGUGUCUGUCUGUUUGUGUGUCAUUUAACACUGGUCCGUCCCGAUCCAACCUCCAAGUACCAAAGCAGCGCGUCUUUAAACCACUUCACACAGAUUGUGCACACACCUAAACACACCGCUGUAACACGGGGAGGAGUUUCUACACGCUCAGUAGCAUGUGAAUAAAUGUUUAUAAAUUGAAGAACAGUUCCAAGAGAGGCCACUUGUUGCAGUGCAGGUCGGCCUGCAGUGACCUCUAGUGGUUCCUCGCACUGAUUGCAGAUGAACGCAAAUCCAGACAAUAGUAGAAGACGCGGUUCUCUUCUUCUUCGCAACAGCAUGCAAGCCAGAGAGAAGGCUGUAUUAUUGUUAUUAUUUGCUUAGUUUUCGUUUGGCAAAGGAUGGUCUUGGGGUUCUAUGCCUGUUGCAUGGACCUAUUAAAGAAGGCGUUGUGUCACCUCUCCUCCUUCAACGCGGCAGCGCUACCGUGGGCAGAACACCACAGAAUAUGCACAACAGUACAUGUAGCACACACGCGACAUUUGUCACGAAUGCCAUCCUCAGUUGUGGAGACAUCAAUUGUAUUUAAAGGGGUGUGUGUGUGUGUGUGUGUGUGUGUGUGUGUGUGUGUGUGUGUGUGUGUGUGUGUGUGUGUGUGUGUGUGUGUGUGUGUGUGUGUGUGUGUGUGUGUGUGUGUGUGUGUGUGUGUGUGUGUGUUGGGCAGAUCAAAGUACUAUGUGUAGCUUGUCGUCACAGUUCCACUUUGGUGCCACUUUUAAACACACCGAUACGUUUUGGUACAUUUAUCUAACUGGAAUGGUGUGUGAGUCCUAAUGCUAUAAACAUGUAAAUAUGUGUGUGUGUAAGAUGAAUCCACUUUGGGUGUGUAUCUAGCCUGCACACGAGUCUAGAUCUGAUGUAAUGUUGUCUAACGAGGUUCAGAUGACCCAUGCAGGAGCCAUCUUUACACAACGCACUUCCAAAUCUACUGAGGCAUUGCCUGGUUCUGUUGUGAUUGACUCCUUUUUAAAAAAAUUAAAACCUGAAAUGAGCAACUCUGGAUAACAGCAUGAUACUAAUGGUGGCUGGCUUGUUCAAACGUUACCGCAUACUCCGAGCACUUCUCCAGCUGGCUGCAAUCUGUCUCUGUUCGAAUCCGAUACUCAAUGUCACGUUUAUUUCUACUUGACUGUUUCAGAGAGCUUGGGGUAUGAGCGUCACAUUUUGGAGUUUAUAUUAUAUCGUUCUCAUUUGUUCAUGUCUCCUUCUUGACGUGGAGAAAGUCACCGAAAGGGACAGGCCAUGCUAGAGGUGCUAGCCAUCGUUGAUUUGGAAAGCACUGGCAACAGCCAUCACUAGUUUGUAUUGCGCUAGCUAUCACAUUAACAUCAGGCGUUUCAAGGCAUUCCUGGCCAGGUGUGGUUUUUGGUUAGCCAUAACCAUAAUUCUUUACACUUAAUUUUGGGGUAUUAAAGGCUAUGGAGUAAAUAUGUUUUGUUUAGAUAAUAAUCAAUAAUUUGUUUAUUAUGUCGAAUCAUAAUGAAAAUUUCCAGCUGACGUAUCAGUAGGCUCUCGCAUAAUUCAAAAUUGAUUUGUCACAUGAAAGUAUGGAACAAAUAUUAUGCAGGGUGAGAGAAACGAUAACAAAAGCGAUUUGGAUCAUAUUCAAGGAUUAUUUAAUUCUUUAAUGCAUACAGCUGGAAAAAACGAAAAAAAAAAUAUUUGCAGUAGGCCCUACAUGAGUGGCUCUUGCUCUUGCCCCUAGAAUCUCAACUCGCAAAUAAUUUUUGAUAUUAAGAUCUUUUAGAUCCUGUUAUAUUUUCCCAGUCUCAUCCUUCCCAGGAAGCCAGCCUUUUGCCAUAUUGUACAAUACAACUGAGAGAACAUAGGAUGGAAUGGUUUUCUUUACCCUCUUUUGCAAUGCUAGUGUGUUCCUUUUGCGUCAAACAUUCUGUAACUUUGCGAUUCUUGUCUCUGUCCAACUUGACGAUUUCUGCGUCCUUUUGAAUAAGAUGUAGCCAGACAAGUAACAUCGACUUUCUUUGCACUUCUCGAAUGCCUGCUACCAGAUCCACGAGAAAACGCAUCCAGAAAAACACUCCUUGCCUCCAUACAACAACGGCAUUAAAGGGCGAUAGGUAUUUCAAUUUGAGUAGUUGUUUUUCCUUGGUGGAGGUACAAUUGCACUAUUUCUGGGAAAUGUUUUAUAAUGGUUCUGUAUAUUAUGCAAUCUUUGUAAGAUUAUCUCUACACUGAUUUUUAUUUUUUAAAGAUUGUAGUUUAGCAGUGUGCUGUAUUUUUGCUUCUUUCUCUAGCCUUAAUAUUAAGAUGAUGUUGAUGGUUUUAUCUUUGUGGUUUCUAUCAUAUCCUGUCAUGAAUAAAAUAAAUGUAAAAUGA
Messenger RNA from Gadus macrocephalus (Pacific cod), 8162 nucleotides. It is a transcript of the gene abca5, whose product is annotated as ATP-binding cassette, sub-family A (ABC1), member 5. The record is from RefSeq and is a predicted model, not a curated record. Gene Ontology annotation, molecular function: lipid carrier activity; ATP hydrolysis activity; ABC-type transporter activity. The transcript has 38 exons. Gene Ontology annotation, biological process: lipid transport; transmembrane transport. Bases 332 to 5371 code for a protein of 1679 amino acids. NCBI's taxonomy places the organism in Eukaryota, Metazoa, Chordata, Actinopteri, Gadiformes, Gadidae. Gene Ontology annotation, cellular component: intracellular membrane-bounded organelle; membrane.